Messenger RNA from Glycine soja, 351 nucleotides. Its product is annotated as agamous-like MADS-box protein AGL62. The coding region runs from base 1 to 351 and encodes 116 amino acids. The transcript has a single exon. The record is from RefSeq and is a predicted model, not a curated record. Lineage: Eukaryota; Viridiplantae; Streptophyta; Magnoliopsida; Fabales; Fabaceae.
AUGUUCUCAUCCGGUAAUCGAGUAUUUUCGUUUGGAAGUCCCAGUGUUGAUUCUGUUGUCCAACGCUAUAAGACACAGGGCCCACCUCCCCUCCUUACCUUGGACCUCAACAAGGUGCACUCCACUGUGGACGAAGUUGAUCUCCACACACACCUCCACUGCUUGUCCAACCAAAUUGCUAUUGAGAAGAAGCGCACAAAGGAUUUAAAUCAUUUAGCGAAGGCUGCAGAGGAUCAAUUCUGGUGGGCUAGGCCUAUUGAAAGCAUGACCGAUUCCCAACUUGACAAGUAUAAGAAGAUGUUAGAGGAGUUUAAGAGACAACUCAAAGAAAAACGUGGGAACCUCAACUGA